AUGCCUAUGCCUGCGCAGUCUCCUUGGUGGGCGCGGGCGAAUCUCGGGCAGGUCCUGCCUAGCCCAGACCAAGCCCAGAUGGGCUGUGGCCUCGUGGCCCUAGACUUGGAGUGCAUCCACGACCAUGUUCAUGGAAGCUACGCCGCAUUGGGCUGGCAUGAGACAGCUGACCAGUGGUCUUGGAAAGCGCGGUGUCAGAUCAUCGAGCUCGCGGCUGUGAAUCUCAUCACGGGAGAGCCUCUACUACUUCGAAGCCGACCGGAGUUCCAGUGGCAGGACGUCAAGUCCCAAGCCACCCGGCUCUUUGCAGAGCACAGCGGCCACAAGGAGAUCGUCUGCGACCGGUCGCUCCCGCUUUUUGCCCAGCUCUGGACGACUCAGGUGCUACCCUUCCUGCAGCGGGCUGCUGGCUUCACCGGCAAGGUCGUCUUGAUCGCCCACAACGGGGACAAGUUUGACCACUACGUCCUAAACAAGGAGAUCGUCCGUUUGGGUCUGGACAUGAGCCAGUGCCCGCACCUGGUGUCAGCAGAUGCGGUGGCUACUCUGAAGAGCAGGUUCCAGAACGAGACCAUUCGCCAGAUGUACGGCCGGCCUGGACAGCUGUGCCUGAAGCAGAUGUACAUGGCCCACGUGCCCGAGCAACAGCGCGCGGUGGCCCUCCGGGCGCACCAAGCCAUGGACGACGUUCGGAUGAUGCUGGAGGUGAUCCGCUACGGGCCGCACGUGGCAGCUUUGCUGGCGCAGGACAUCUCGAUGGCAGUCCAUGGCAUGGAGGCGCCCGUUGCGAUCUUCUCCAUCUUGCACCGCUUCCAGCACCCAAUCCCAAGCGCGCAGACUCCUAAACAUCAUUCGUCGAACCCCCACACAGGGCGCGCUGCCCUGCAGGAGAGUGGGCCGUUUCAAGUCUCCACUCCCCUGCUCCUCACAUGUCCCGCCUCCCUUGCGGCCCCGGAGCCUCUUCAGCCCAUCCAGCCCCCACAUGGCCCAGCUGCCCAAAACUCCUGGGCCCAGUAUGCUCAGAAUGCUCAGACCCCACCCCAAGCUCCCCCGCAUGCUCGGCCCUGCCUCCGAACGCCUUCUUCCCCAGCUUCCCCGCCGCCCUUUCAGGCUGAGCCCAGUGAGCCCAGUGAGCCCAGUGAUCCCGAAGUCCAGAACUUGAGCCCAAGCUCCGACAGCUCUGGCAGCUCGAGCUCCGAGGCAGAGCACAUAAAGUCCCCACCGACAAGGCUCCAGAACUCCCAGAACCCCCACAACCCACAGAACCCACAACAGAGCCCACAGAGCCCACAGAGCCCGCAGAAUCCGCAGAACCCACAGAGCUCACAAAGCCCACAGAGCCCACGAAACCCACACAGCCCACACAGCCCACAGAGCUCACAGAGCCCACAGAGCCCACAAACCACCCACAAGCAAGCCGACAAUCGGCGCAAGGGCAAGGACAAGGGAAAGAGCCGCCGAGAAGGGAGGUGGAGCGACCCGACAUGGUACGGCUGGUGGGGCUUCUACCCCAACGAGACAAGCUAUUGGGGCUGGAGUGACAAAGACAAAGACGGUCAAGCCGAGCCAUGGCCAGGCACCAGGCGCAACAGGCGCCAGGAUCGCCAUGCCCGUGCCGAGCGCAGGCACGACGAGUCCGCAAGGACAGGCCCGGCUCAGUCUGCGCCAGCCACGAACCACAGUGCCGAGAUGGGCACGAGAAGUUGGCAGUGA
Molecule: messenger RNA, 1713 nt
Organism: Symbiodinium natans
Lineage: Eukaryota; Dinophyceae; Suessiales; Symbiodiniaceae
Source: the annotation of a GenBank genome assembly